AUGUACAUUUGCUGGCGCCAGCUGAGUUUGCACUACUCUUGUCAAACCCUCUGUGUGCAGGUCAGUCGCGAGGUGUACCGAAGGACCGGAUGCGGAUUCGCGACUAAAACUUGCAAAUGCGUGCAUCUUCAAGACGACAGUGCCAAGACAGCAGUCUGGGUGACUGUCGCACUUCGCGAGCUUCGCCACAGGAACGGCUUUCUCGUCGGCCGAACACAGGCUCCGCUACGAUCAAAGUCUUUGUCGCUUCAGAGCAUACUCUUUGCUGGAGAGGUGAUGAAAGCACCUCCAAUGACUGCGAUGAGGAAGAAGCCUCGCCAGUAUGAGAUGGCAUGGAAGACUCUCCCAGAGCGAAGGUUCGUUUUCGAUCCGAAAAGCUUCCUUCCCGUUCCUCGAGGUGGCUGGGAUAUGCAUGACCCCAGCUGGCCAGACAUCUUUCCAACCGGACGGCGUGGAUUGGCGCCAUUGCCCUUCGAGCAGCAAGCCGCGGAGGAGUCAGAUCGCACGGGAGAGGACGAUUGCAUGACCGCAGCUCGAAAUGUGGUCAACAUGGCCUGCAAGCCGCUGCAAAGGCGCUGGUUUCCGGAGCAGUUUCGCACCCCACAGUGCCCGCGUUGGGAGAUGCUGUUUGCUGAGCCAUGCCCCUCUAGCUGCUCUCGACGCUUCAGGUCCUCUCCAGCUUCGCAGCCUCGACCAAAGGAAAGACAGAAGUGUGACGCAUUCCAGGACGUUAUCGUGCAUUUGCUGCACUCCGGCCGAGCCAAGGUGAUGGAGGAGCUUUAUCAAGUGGUGUGCGACUUCUUUGCCAGUCAGGGCCAUCAAGCUCUUUCAGCUUCUCUUGCGAGGCAAGUCCGCGAGGAUCAGGACCUCAAUCGCUUCAGAGCGAAACUUCGGAAGAUCUUGGAGAAGCAUCUGAGUCCGGGAACACUGAGUUCUGUCGUGGAUGCACACCAUCUAAAUGUGGAGGAGAUGCAGGCCAAUCUUUAUGAUGCGCUGAGUCAGGAUGGUGACCUCGAGAUGGACAUGGGCGAACAUGGAGGUACUUCUGGGUACUCGGAUAUGUUGCGGAUGAUGAGCAUGCAGCAGCAACGACCGCUGCAAGGAACGGAGGAGCGACCUUUGCAUGAGCGUCGGGUUAUGGACGUGCAGGUUUCCUGGACUCACCUGGCCGACAAGCCAGCUCACAUGCCAAACGCAUCGAAAAGCAUCUUGCUCAGCAACCUGCCGCUUACCGCAACUGAGUCUGAUAUUCGUGCAGCUCUUUCCACCGGCUGUGGAGAAGUCCAAGACUUGGAAAUGUGCGACGGCAUGGAAGACUGGAUGGAGUCCAUCCGCAGACCCGACGGCGGCCUCGCCAGUGAAGCGAUGACGGAGGAUACCGCCACCAAUGUGAGCAAAGCUGCCUCACCGUAUACUUUGCGCUACGCCAUUGUGCAAUUUCACGAUCCGAGUGCCAAGCGCCGCGCUACAAGGAAGCUGCCACGAUUGAACGGGAUCUUGCUGAAGGAGGUGCUGCUACUCAAGAAGAGGACGAAAUGGAAGGACAGCGUUGUAGCUCGCCCAGCCUUCCCCCAGGAUGCCCGUUGGAAGAGAUCGCUCAUUCUGCGCGAUCUGCCACGGUUGCAGCCGAGUGAGGUCCUUGGGCACGUGGCAGCUGGACUGUCUGCGAAUGGGAAGAAAUGUCGGCUCGAGCUGCUCAAUUGCGCAGCUUUCGCUCAGACACCGAGCAUCUUGCAGCGCUUCAUUGUCGAGGGCAAGGAUGGCACAGUCACUCACGAAGACGGUGAUAGCUCCGCCAGCCAGAUGUCUGAGCUCCAGAACUCGUCGAACCCUACAUGGGCGGGACAUGGCACCGCACUGGUCCUGCGCUUUGCAUGCUUCGAGGAAGCGUACCUCGCCAGAAAGCAUUUGAAAGACUUGUCGAUGGAAGGUCGUGCCAUACUUUGUGAAUUUCCUCCCUGGCGUCCAGUCUGCACUGCGGUGGACUCAAGGGGUCGCGGGCUGGAUGAGCCCGUGCUCCUGGACAUGCCGAUCCCCCGAGCGAGCGCACGCUAUGGGCCCCGGAGACUAAACAACGAUCCUGUCAUUCGUUUUGGAGUGGUAGAGGAGGAGUUCGAAUGA
Symbiodinium necroappetens is the source of this 2121-nucleotide messenger RNA. NCBI's taxonomy places the organism in Eukaryota, Dinophyceae, Suessiales, Symbiodiniaceae. The record is from the annotation of a GenBank genome assembly.